AUGAAGCAGACAAUUGUUCUGCACAUCACACCAAAGACGAUUAAGAGCAUUGAGUUUGCAGCUCUUUCGUCAAGUGAGAUUAUUCAACAGUCUGAGGUCGAAGUUGCUACUAGUGAUCUCUUUGAUUUGACUCUGGGAGCUAGAAAGGCAAAGAGUAAUGGGGCUCUUGAUCUUAGAAUGGGGGUUUCCUCCAAAGGCGCCAUUUGUCAAACUUGUAAAGGCUCUCUAGCAACGUGUCAGGGUCAUUUUGGUCAUGUCAGAUUAGCGUUGCCUGUGUUCCAUGUGGGUUAUUUCAAGCAAAUCAUCAACAUUCUCAAAUCCAUCUGUAAAUCUUGUUCCAAAAUUUUGUUAACUGAAGAUGAUAAGAUUUCAUUUCUAAAGGAAUUAAGGAAACCUCACACUGAUAACUUAAGAAGAAUGACCAUUUUGAAGAAAAUUAUCAAACAAUGUGAAAAACAAAGAAGAUGUUUGCAUUGUGGGGCUCUUAAUGGGUCAGUGAAGAAGGCUGGUACUGGUUCUUCCAACUCGGCAUUAAAGAUAUUACAUGUCACUUUCAGAUGGAUUGGUAAAAAAGUUCCUCCUGAAAAAGAAGAAUGGGAUGAGCAAUUUGAUUCAUAUUUGGAGCAUAACCUUGAGUCAGCACCAUUUAUCAAAAGAGCCGUUGAUGAUAUGAAUCCAUUGAAGGUUCUCAACCUAUUCAAGUUAAUUGUUCCAAAUGAAUUAGAAUUAUUGGGAAUAAACCCAGAAAGGGGAGGUCGUCCAGAAAAUUAUAUAUGGAGAUACUUACCUGUUCCACCUUCUUGUAUUAGACCUUCGGUGGUCAUGAUGGACUCGUCCAAUGAAGAUGAUUUGACAGUUAAGUUGGCAGAAAUCAUUACUGUUAGCUCUAUCAUUAGAGUUGCCUUGGAGAAGGGGAUUUUGAUUAAUAAGCUCAUGGGUCAUUGGGAUUAUUUACAGGCUUGUAUUGCCAUGUAUAUUAAUUCUGAUAUUGUCAUCAAUGCUAAUCCAGAGACUGCAUUUGGUGGGGCGGCCAGCAAACCAAAGCAAAUUAGAGGGUUCUGUCAAAGAUUGAAAGGUAAGCAAGGUAGAUUCAGAGGUAACUUAUCUGGUAAGAGAGUGGAUUUCUCCGGUAGAACAGUUAUUUCUCCAGAUCCAAAUUUGUCCAUUGAAGAAGUCGCAGUUCCAGAUAGAGUGGCGAAAGUUUUAACGUAUCCUGAGAAGUGUACCAGAUAUAAUCGAGAAAAAUUACAGAAAUUGAUCAUAAACGGUCCAGAUGUUCAUCCUGGUGCUAAUUAUUUAUUGGUCAAUGGUGAUUCUGAAAAUAGAAGAAAUUUGAAGUUUGGUAACAGAGAAAACUUAGCUAAGAAUUUGAAAUACGGUGAUAUUUUGGAAAGACAUAUUGAAGAUGGUGAUAUUGUGUUGUUUAAUCGUCAACCUUCAUUACAUCGUUUGUCAAUUUUGUCCCAUUAUGCCAGAGUUAAACCGUGGAGAACUUUUAGAUUCAAUGAGUGUGUUUGUACCCCAUAUAAUGCUGAUUUUGAUGGUGAUGAAAUGAAUUUACACGUUCCACAAACAGAAGAGGCCAGAACAGAAGCUAUCAAUUUGAUGGGGGUGAAGCACAACUUAUUGACACCAAAAUCUGGUGAACCAAUCAUUGCGGCUACCCAAGAUUUCAUUACUGGUUCAUACUUGAUUUCCCAUAAAGAUACCUACUUUGACAGAGCGGGCUUCACUCAAAUUUUAUCAAUGAUGUCUGAUGCAAAUCUUCAUUUUGAUAUUCCACCUCCAGCGAUCAUGAAACCGGCUUGUUUGUGGACUGGUAAACAAGUGUUUAGUUUAUUAAUCAAGCCGAAUCGUCAUUCUCAUGUGAAAAUUAACCUUGAUGCAAAGAAUAAAACUUUCUUCAAACCUCUAAGAUCUGAUUGGCCAAACGAAAUGUCUCCAAAUGAUGGGUUUGUGGUCAUCAGAAACUCUGAGAUCUUGUCAGGUGUUAUGGAUAAGAGUGUUUUGGGUGACGGUAAGAAACUUUCUGUGUUUUACACCAUUCUUAGAGAUUUUGGUGCUGAUGAAGCUAUCAAAUCUAUGAACCGUAUGGCAAAAAUGUGUGCCAGAUAUUUGGCCAACAGAGGUUUUUCCAUUGGUAUUAACGACGUUAUGCCACCAAAUAAAUUACAAUUAGAAAAAGAUAAGAUGGUACAGAACGCUUAUGAUGAGUGUGACAAAUUGAUUAAAUUAUAUAACCAAGGUAAGUUGGAGACUCAACCAGGUUGUAACGAAGAACAAACUUUGGAAGCAAAGAUCGGUGGUAUUUUGUCCAAAGUUCGUGAUGCUCUUGGUGAUGUAGCGACAAAGGAAUUAGAUAGAUUAAACGCCCCAUUGGUAAUGGCCACUUGUGGUAGUAAAGGUUCGGUGGUUAACGUCUCUCAGAUGGUGGCGGUUGUCGGGCAACAAAUUAUUAGUGGUCAUAGAGUUCCGGAUGGGUUCCAGGAUCGUUCGUUACCUCAUUUCCCUAAAAGAUCUAAGACUCCGCAAUCCAAGGGUUUCGUUAAGAAUUCCUUCUUUAGUGGUUUAACUCCUCCAGAAUUCUUGUUCCACGCUAUUUCCGGUCGUGAAGGUUUGGUUGAUACUGCGGUUAAGACCGCCGAAACUGGUUAUAUGUCCAGAAGAUUGAUGAAGUCUUUGGAAGAUUUAAGUCUUAAAUAUGAUAACACAGUGAGAAAUUCAUCGGAUGGUGUUGUUCAAUUCAUCUACGGUGGUGAUGGUUUGGAUCCAUUCGAUAUGGAAGGUGAUGCAAAGCCAGUAGACUUCAAGAGAACAUGGGAUCAUGUUUAUAAUAUCACUUAUAGCUCUGGGGAUAGGGGAUUGUACCCAUUCCAAGUCAUGGAGGCUACCAACAAGAUUUUGAAUAAGUAUGAAGAUAGCUUGGAUAGAUAUGAUAACAUGGGUAAAUUGAUCACUGAUGCUUCUGUAAUUGACAAUGAUGAGUUUGCCGACAGAUUUGACAGUGAGAGAGAAUUUUAUCAAUCCAUCAGAGACUUUGUGCAACAGAAAUGUGAUAGAUUGGCCAGGGUCAGAAAAACAAGAAAUCUUCAAGAAUUAUCAGAUUGUCCAGGCGAUGAAUUCAAAAAAGUUGACUGGGAUGAGAUUGCAACUGAUGAAGCCAAGAGUUAUGUUAGACAAUUAAGUCUAAUCACCAAGUCAAUGAUUGACAGUUUUAUCAAGACUUGUAUUAGUAAGUACUCCAAGGCUAAAGUUGAGCCAGGUACUGCAGUUGGUGCCAUUGGUGCUCAAUCUAUUGGUGAACCAGGUACCCAAAUGACUUUGAAGACUUUCCAUUUUGCUGGUGUUGCGUCUAUGAAUGUUACAUUGGGUGUUCCCCGUAUCAAGGAAAUUAUUAAUGCUAGUAAGGAUAUCUCCACGCCAAUUAUCACCGCCAACUUGGUCAACGACAGUGAUGAAAGAGCGGCCAGAGUGGUUAAGGGUAGAAUCGAAAAAACAAAAUUGGGUGAUAUUUCAAGUUACAUUCAGGAUGUUUAUAGUGAAACACAAACUUACAUUGAGGUUAAACUUGAUUUGAAAACCAUCGAAAGAUUGCAAUUAGAAUUGACAGUCGAAGAAGUGGUGACUGCAAUUUUGAAGGCUCCAAAAUUGAAGAUCACUGAUGUCCAUGCGUUUGGUAAAAAUAAGGUGCAAGUGGUGGUUUUCAACGGUGGAAGCAAGACCUCUUCAACUGCAUCCAAAAUGACUGACAAAGAGACUUUCUUUAGAGUCCAACAUUUGUGUAGAGAAUUGCCAAACGUCACUGUCAAGGGUUUGCAAGAUGUUUCCAGAGCUGUCAUCAACAUUAAUGAAAGCACCAAUAAGAAUGAAUUGUUGAUUGAAGGCUUUGGUUUGAAAGAAGUCAUGUCAACCAAUGGUAUUAUUGGUACCAAAACAUACUCCAAUCAUAUUUUGGAAGUUUAUAAAGUUCUUGGGAUUGAAGCAGCUAGAGCACGUAUCAUUUAUGAAAUUGAUUAUACUAUGAGUACUCACGGUAUGAGUGUCGAUCCUCGUCAUAUUCAGCUAUUAGGGGAUGUCAUGACUUAUAAGGGUGAGAUUCUUGGUAUUACUAGAAAUGGUUUAGCUAAAAUGAGAGAUUCUGUGUUGCAAUUGGCAAGUUUUGAAAAGACUACUGAUCAUCUUUUCGAUGCUGCAUUCUACAUGAAGAAGGAUAAUAUUGAAGGUGUCAGUGAAUGUAUUAUAUUGGGUCAAACUAUGAAUAUUGGUACUGGUGCAUUCCAGUUAGUCCAAAGAUCAAAUAUCAAAGAGUUGAAACCAAAACAAACUAUCUUCUAG
Molecule: messenger RNA, 4335 nt
Organism: Saccharomycopsis crataegensis
Lineage: Eukaryota; Fungi; Ascomycota; Saccharomycetes; Ascoideales; Saccharomycopsidaceae
Gene: RPO31
Product: DNA-directed RNA polymerase III core subunit RPO31
Exons: 1
Coding region: 1-4335 (1444 amino acids)
Biological process (GO): DNA-templated transcription
Cellular component (GO): RNA polymerase III complex
Molecular function (GO): DNA binding
Source: RefSeq, a predicted model, not a curated record